AUGGGCAACUUCAAGAUCAAUGUCUCUGAUGCUCCCAUCUUUAUCUUGACGGGCUUCCCAGGAAUGGAGGCCAUGGAGCCCUGGCUAUCUUUUCCUCUCCUUCUGCUCUAUGCCAUCGCCAUUGUGGGAAACGUCCUGAUCCUCCUCAUUGUUAAGGAGCCAAGUCUGCACCAGCCCAUGUACUACUUCUUGUCCCUACUGUCUGUCAAUGACUUGGGGGUGUCCUUUUCCACACUGCCGACUGUGCUGGCUACCCUCUGCCUCCGGGCCUGGGUGAUUGCCUUUAAUGUCUGCUUAGCCCAGAUGUUUUUCAUCCACCUCUUCUCUUGGACAGAGUCUGGCGUCCUUCUGGCCAUGAGCUUCGAUCACUACGUGGCCAUCUGCAACCCACUGCACUAUGCCACUGUGCUCACCAAUGCCCGCAUUGUGGCCAUGGGCCUGUGUACUGUCCUACGAAGCUUUGCCCUCAUCUUGGUCUUCCCACUGCUGCUGCACAGAUUAACUUUUUGCCACCCCCGGAACAUCCUUUCCCAUGCCUACUGCCUUCAUGUAGAUAUGAUUAAGCUGGCAUGCACUGAUGUCUCCCUCAAUAGCCACUAUGGACUGUCCAUUGUGCUUUUCACCUUUGGCCUGGACUCUACCCUCAUUCUUCUCUCCUAUGUACUUAUCUUUCGGUCAGUGCUAGCCAUUGCCUCCCCAGGGGAGAGCCUCAAGACGCUUAACACAUGUGUGUCCCAUGUCCCAGCUGUGCUCAUCUUCUACGUGCCUAUGGUGAGUGUGUCCAUGGUACAUCGCUUUGGUGCUGGCCUGCCCCAUGCUGUUCACACCCUCAUGUCUCUUAUCUACCUCUUUGUGCCUCCCAUGCUCAAUCCCAUCAUCUACCCCAUUAAGACAAAGGAGAUACAGCACAGGCUUUUAAAGAUGCUCUUCAGGGUCAGGUCCUGA
Molecule: messenger RNA, 945 nt
Organism: Budorcas taxicolor (takin)
Lineage: Eukaryota; Metazoa; Chordata; Mammalia; Artiodactyla; Bovidae
Product: olfactory receptor 51I2-like
Biological process (GO): G protein-coupled receptor signaling pathway
Cellular component (GO): membrane
Molecular function (GO): olfactory receptor activity; G protein-coupled receptor activity
Source: RefSeq, a predicted model, not a curated record